AUGGCGAACGCUGACGAAAUUGUCAAGGAAGUUGAGCGGAUUCCUCUAAGUUUUUCGAUCAGCAGGAUUCUAAGCAAAGCAGACGACAAGGAAUCACGUGGGUCAACGGAGAACGUGACGGAGGCCCUUCACAGACGUCCCCGUCAACACGGCGAGAAGAUUCAAUCCUAUACUCCAUUCACCGAGUCUGGAGCGGACUGUCAUUUUGUUCAAAACUGUCGUAACGUCGACGAAAACCAUGAGUAUGAUUCGAACAGAAGUACUCCGGAAACGGAAAGUAAUUUUUGCACCAAUGGUAAAAGCGAUAAAAGUUUGGACUCACUCGGCGAGAGCUACAACCAGUCCCCGAGUCCGUUCAAGUCCAAGAAAAAGAAGUUAAGAACGGUUUUCUCCAGAAGUCAAAUAUACCAACUCGAGGCUGCUUUUGACAUGAAGCGCUAUCUAACAAAUGCGGAAAGAGCCGGACUUGCAGCCAGCCUGAAAUUAUCAGAAACCCAGAUAAAAAUCUGGUUCCAGAACAGAAGAAAUAAAUGGAAGCGACAGAUUAACGGAGAGAUGGAUGAGAUUCCUAUCCCCUCUGCUUUCGCUUCCAGAUUCCUGCAGAAUGGUUUAUACCACAUGAAUGGUGCGCGUCUCGUCUGCACUGGACCAUCACUUCCGGCGCAUGUCAGUACGCCUCCUUACAAACGAGAGAGUCUUCUGUUUCCCUACCAAACAUAA
Dreissena polymorpha is the source of this 720-nucleotide messenger RNA. RefSeq names its product homeobox protein HMX3-like. NCBI's taxonomy places the organism in Eukaryota, Metazoa, Mollusca, Bivalvia, Myida, Dreissenidae. Gene Ontology annotation, molecular function: RNA polymerase II transcription regulatory region sequence-specific DNA binding; DNA-binding transcription factor activity, RNA polymerase II-specific. The record is from RefSeq and is a predicted model, not a curated record. The transcript is spliced from 2 exons. Gene Ontology annotation, biological process: regulation of transcription by RNA polymerase II. The coding region runs from base 1 to 720 and encodes 239 amino acids. Gene Ontology annotation, cellular component: nucleus.